AUGUCGCUCUCGUCCUUCUUCUCGUCCUUCCUCGAAACCGUGCACGCCGACGCCCCGGAGGAGAAGCCCGAGGACAAGGAGCCCGCGCAGGAGGAAGCCCAGGAGCAGGAGCCCGAGGAGGAGGAGGAGCCUGAAGACAUCUUCCCCAAAAUCCAGGAUGAGUGCGCGGAGACGGCCAAGUGCGCGCCUCUCGCGAAGCACUUUGCGCAUUGCGAGGAGAAGGUGAACGCCGGCGAGGGCUUCAAGGGCGAGGACUGCGUCGAGGAGUUCAUGAUGCACUGCGUCAACGGCUGCGCCGCGCCAAAACUCUUCGCCGAGCUCAAGUAG
Epithele typhae is the source of this 327-nucleotide messenger RNA. RefSeq lists its product as uncharacterized. Gene Ontology annotation, biological process: mitochondrial electron transport, ubiquinol to cytochrome c. Lineage: Eukaryota; Fungi; Basidiomycota; Agaricomycetes; Polyporales; Epitheliaceae. The transcript is spliced from 4 exons. The coding region runs from base 1 to 327 and encodes 108 amino acids. The record is from RefSeq and is a predicted model, not a curated record.